Molecule: messenger RNA, 1439 nt
Organism: Lindgomyces ingoldianus
Lineage: Eukaryota; Fungi; Ascomycota; Dothideomycetes; Pleosporales; Lindgomycetaceae
Product: fumarylacetoacetate hydrolase FahA
Exons: 3
Coding region: 78-1439 (453 amino acids)
Biological process (GO): L-tyrosine catabolic process; L-phenylalanine catabolic process; homogentisate catabolic process
Molecular function (GO): fumarylacetoacetase activity
Source: RefSeq, a predicted model, not a curated record
GAAUGACCUAAAAUCCCGUGCGCUAAUCUCAAGUGCAGACGGAGACGUAGCACCAUUCCCCCCUUCAUCAAACCACUAUGUCCACAUACGCCUCUCACUUCGGGAUUAACAACAUUCCAUACGGAAUCGCCACUUCCAAGAUCAGGCUUUCACGUCAAUGCGUAACUCGAGUUGAAGAUGAAGUAAUCUUCCUAGGGGACUUGGCCGACAAAGGAGUCUUUAAGGGUAUAUCCGCGCCUUUAGCGAAAUUUUUUGGUGAAAGGAACCUGAACGCUUUCGCCGCGCUGUCCAAGGAAAUCCAUUCCCAAGUCCGAUCAGUGCUACAGAGAGUAUAUUCUCAGAAAGAGUAUCAAGGGUGUUCCGAACCAAUCAAAAAUGUGACUCUUCAUCUUCCAGUCCAAAUCGGGGAUUUUACAGACUUCUCAGCAUCGAAAGAUCACCUGCUAAAUGCAAGUGAAGCAAUCAUAGGGAACCGGGCACUUCCUCCGGCCUUUUUCAAAUACCCUGCAGUCUACGCUGGACGAAGUUCGAGCGUCCGGGUAUCUGGUACACCAGUUACAAGACCUCAUGGACAGUUCAUCGAAGAUUACACAGUACCUGAGAAACGAAUCAUCUUCGGGGCUUGCAGAGCUCUCGAUUACGAACUGGAAGUCGGUGCUGUCAUCGGCAGGCCAGUUCAGGCUGGGCAGAUGCUCAAAGCAGCAGAUGCUGACCAACAUAUUUUUGGCCUAGUACUAGUCAACGACUGGAGCGCACGGGACAUUCAAGCUCUCGAGAUGCGUCCACUCGGUCCAUUCAACAGUAAGAACUUUGCGACCUCGAUCUCACCCUGGAUCAUCACUUUAGAGGCGCUGGAGAAGUACAAAGUCCCUGCGCCACCGCGGAUGGAGCCAGUGGCCGAGUUCAUGGACGACAAAAACAGCAGCAAUUACGCCAUCAACCUCGAGGUAGAGAUAGUGAGGGAUAAAGCCCGCACUACGACAUGUAAAGUGGGUUUCGAUACGAUGUACUGGACCUUCCGACAUAUGCUCGCGCAUCACACGGUCGGUGGAUGCGAGCUUCGAACUGGAGAUCUCGUUGCUAGCGGCACCGUGUCUGGUCAAGGUGAAGAUGAGCAUGGAUGCCUUUUAGAGCAAACCAAGAACGGGAAGAAACCUAAGACGUUAAGCAAUGGGGGAGAGCUACGAUACUUGCAAGAUGGUGAUAAAGUUCGAUUUACAGGGGUUGUUGGUGCGCCAUCUGACGGUAUCGGCUUUGGUGAAUGCGUUGGAAUUGUUCAGCCCGCGAGGGAGUUGGUUCAAGAAGCUAUUAGGACGCAAUUAAGUAUUAACAUCGAUAUUCCAACAGAUUUCGUUUUCAGUUUUCUGAAGUUAAAUGCGUGUGGCUCGGCUUCCCUUCACAUAUUUUCUAUCUGUAGCCAGCGCGCCUUCACGACUUAG